Molecule: messenger RNA, 4889 nt
Organism: Schistocerca serialis cubense
Lineage: Eukaryota; Metazoa; Arthropoda; Insecta; Orthoptera; Acrididae
Product: 2-oxoglutarate dehydrogenase complex component E1-like
Exons: 21
Coding region: 96-3353 (1085 amino acids)
Biological process (GO): tricarboxylic acid cycle
Cellular component (GO): oxoglutarate dehydrogenase complex; mitochondrion
Molecular function (GO): oxoglutarate dehydrogenase (succinyl-transferring) activity; thiamine pyrophosphate binding
Source: RefSeq, a predicted model, not a curated record
GUUGCCUAGCCUGAGGUGCUACAAAUGGUAGCUGGUGGUGAGUUGCGGUGAGGUUCGUGCGGAGAUAACACCUAGGAACAUUAAGGCAACCCAAGAUGCAUCGUGCAAGAUCAGUAUUAACAAAUCUGUUACCACUUACACCAUUAAUUCCACACGCUGCAGGACCUGAACGAUUUGCAGCAUGGUUAUUGCGAUCAGGAAGUGCCACCACCUCACUAUCAGUUACCAGUACCCGAAAUUACAGCGCAUCUGUAGCAGCAGAACCUUUUCUCAAUGGCAGUUCGUCGGCAUAUGUGGAAGAAAUGUACAAUGCUUGGUUGGCUGACCCAAAAAGUGUUCAUGUGUCAUGGGACACAUUUUUCCGAAGCAGCUCAGCGGGUGCUGCACCAGGCCAAGCAUACCAGCCUCCGCCUUCACUAGCUCCUCCAGGGAAGAACCAGGUUCCCAUUACAAGUCUUGCUCCUUAUUUGGGAGCAUCAUUGCCUGCUCUUGAUGGACAAGUUAAUGAAAAGAUAAUUGAUGACCACUUGGCUGUACAGGCGAUCAUCCGUUCAUACCAGAUUCGAGGUCAUCACAUCGCCAAGCUGGAUCCCCUGGGAAUCUCAAGUGCAGACCUGGAUGACAAAACUCCUCCAGAAUUGCUGUACAGCCACUACAGCUUUGGCAAGCGAGCAAGCACCACUUAUUCUCAAGAUCUGCAGCGGAAAGUGGCUUCGAUGAUGGAAAAGGAGACCGACAUGGACCGUGUUUUCAAGCUGCCCUCAACUACAUUCAUUGGUGGUAAAGAGAAAGCUCUUUCUUUACGAGAGAUCCUGAGAAGACUUGAAAAUGCCUACUGCCGUCACAUUGGUGUGGAAUUCAUGUUCAUAAAUUCCCUGGAACAGUGCAACUGGAUACGCCAAAAACUGGAAAGCCCUGGUGUGAUGGAAAUAACGAAUGAUGAAAAGAGGCUUAUUCUCGCAAGACUCACUCGAGCAACUGGGUUUGAAGCAUUUCUGGCAAGAAAAUGGUCAAGUGAAAAAAGGUUUGGUUUGGAGGGUUGUGAAAUCCUGAUACCAGCCAUGAAGCAGAUUAUUGAUAGCUCAACAGAGUUUGGAGUGGAAUCUAUUGUGAUGGGUAUGCCACACAGAGGUCGUUUGAAUGUUUUGGCCAAUGUUUGUCGGAAGCCUCUGGAACAGAUUUUUACUCAAUUUGCUGCCCUGGAAGCUGCAGAUGAUGGGUCAGGUGAUGUCAAAUACCAUUUGGGUACUUACAUUGAACGUUUAAACCGUGUGACUAACAAAAACAUUCGACUAGCUGUGGUAGCCAACCCUUCGCAUCUUGAGGCUGUAGACCCUGUUGUUCAGGGGAAGACACGUGCUGAACAAUUCUACCGUGGUGAUGGAGAAGGAAAGAAGGUUAUGUCCAUGCUGCUACAUGGUGAUGCUGCAUUCUGUGGUCAAGGCAUAGUGUAUGAGACCUUUCACUUGUCAGAUCUGCCUGAUUACACUACACAUGGAACCAUUCAUAUUGUAGUCAACAAUCAGAUUGGUUUCACCACCGACCCAAGGCAUUCACGGUCCUCCCCAUAUUGCACUGAUGUUGCCAGGGUGGUAAAUGCACCCAUCUUCCAUGUCAACUCAGAUGACCCUGAAGCUGUAAUGCAUGUGUGUAAAAUUGCUGCAGAAUGGAGAGCAACAUUCCACAAAGAUGUUGUAAUUGAUAUUGUCUGCUACCGACGCAAUGGCCACAAUGAAAUUGAUGAACCCAUGUUCACCCAACCAUUAAUGUAUCGCAAGAUCCGUAAAACGCCGCCAGCAUUGGACAAAUAUGCAGAUAAACUAAUAAAUGAAGGCGUUGUUACAGCAGAAGAGGUUAAGGAUGUUCGUGACAAAUAUGAGAAAAUAUGUGAAGAUGCUUUGGAAAAUGCGAGAAAAGAGACACACAUAAAGUAUAAGGACUGGCUUGAUUCUCCAUGGUCUGGUUUCUUUGAAGGCAAAGAUCCACUGAAAGUAUCUCCAACUGGUGUCAAGGAGGACACCCUGGUUCACAUUGGCAAGAAAAUGUCAUCACCACCACCAAAUGCUGCAGAAUUUGAAAUACAUAGAGGUUUGGAACGUAUAUUGAAAGCACGAAUGGAAAUGGUGGAGUCAAGAACAGUUGACUGGGCUCUUGGUGAAGCAAUGGCUUUUGGUUCACUGCUGAAGGAAGGAAUCCAUGUACGCUUGAGUGGACAAGAUGUGGAGAGAGGCACAUUCAGUCACAGACACCAUGUACUUCACCACCAGAAAGUUGAUAAAGCUACAUACAGACCUCUGUGUCACAUUUACCCUGAUCAGGGUCCUUAUAUUGUUUGCAAUAGCUCUUUGUCGGAGUUUGGAGUGUUGGGCUUUGAACUGGGAUAUUCUAUGACAAAUCCAAAUGCAUUGGUUUGCUGGGAAGCCCAAUUUGGAGAUUUCAACAAUACAGCACAAUGCAUCAUCGACCAGUUUAUAUCUUCAGGCCAGGCCAAGUGGGUGCGGCAGUCUGGUCUGGUGAUGUUGCUACCCCAUGGACUUGAAGGGAUGGGUCCUGAGCAUUCUAGUGCUCGUCUAGAGAGAUUCCUGCAGAUGUCUUCUGAUGACCCUGACUAUUUCCCACCAGAGAGUGAAGAGUUUGCUGUGCGACAGUUACACGAUAUCAACUGGAUUGUAGCAAACUGCUCAACACCAGCCAACUAUUUCCACAUUCUGCGCCGGCAGAUAGCCCUUCCGUUCCGCAAGCCCCUCAUUUUGAUGACCCCAAAAUCACUGUUGCGUCAUCCUGAGGCCAGAUCAAGUUUUGACGAAAUGACUGAGGAAACACAAUUUCUCAGGGUCAUCCCAGAGGAUGGAGCCCCAAGCCAAAAUCCAGGAGGUGUGAAGAAAUUAGUUUUCUGCACAGGCAAGGUGUUCUAUGACUUAAGGAAAGCCCGUGAAGAGAAAAAAUUGAGCAGUGAUGUAGCCAUUACAAGGAUUGAGCAGAUCUCCCCUUUCCCGUAUGACUUGGUGAAGAAGGAGUGUGCAAAGUAUCCAAAUGCCCUUCUAUGCUGGGCACAAGAGGAACACAAAAAUCAAGGUUCAUGGACAUACGUUCAACCACGAUUCCACACGGCAAUAAAUGGAACCAGGGAUAUUGUAACGCCUGAGGUGCAGCACGGUGGGUUGUUUAGCAGGUUCUUUGGCAGACAGUCUGAACCCGCUGAAACUGAGAGCUCGAAACUUCACCCUCCCUCUUCUGCAAUCAGACAAAUUAGUUAUGCGGGUCGGCCUACAGCUGCAUCUCCAGCGACCGGUAGCAAAGUCCAUCACCUUAGAGAACUUGCUGCUCUCCUUGAUGAGGCAAUGGCCAUUUGAGCAGUGUCUUUCUAGCUCAUGGUUCCAGUUUCAAAACUUGUCAUGUCACAUUCAUACAUGACAGUGGCUAGAAGGCUUGUAUUCCCUGUGCACAUUUUCCAACAGAGCCUGAAGAUUUCCACCAGAUGCUUUAAUAGCACAGAGCACUAUCUCGGUAGGCAAGAACAACUGUCUUAGUUCUAGCAGUGUGCAGUUUUCGGGGCAUUUUUGCCCAAUAAUAAACAGCUGUGUUCUGUGUUGGAACAUGGUGUGUGCUGACUUUCAGGCAGCUUAGUAUUCAGUACAAUAAUAUUCAUGUGAAAGCCAUGAAAUUUCUAUCGCAGAGUGGUUGUGUCACUUAAAAUAGAAACUGAUAUGAAGAUUGUAUUUGCUAUCCUUUUGUAUAUGUGAGAAAUUAAUUUUCUUAUGGACUUUACAUUUUGUGCAAAAGUAAUGUAUGCUGAGAAAUAGGUCAUCAAAUAUUUGUUUUGCUUUUUAUCUGCAUUAGAUGUUUGUUUUAACUGUCUAUAAAUCAGUAUUUUAGAACAUAUGUGGAACAUUUAGCUUUUACUUACAUCAUAGUGACACUGCUGCUUUCUGAUGUUUUUACAUAUCAAUAUCAGCAAUGCAAAUAUCAACCUUUGGGAUUGAGAGUCUGCUUGUAACGAUAGCAAGAUUAUUAUUAUUCCCCCCCCCCCCCCCCCCUCCCCCUGAUCUGCAUUAAUUGCUGCCCAACAAGUAAUUUAUGUCCAGUUUUGAGUGCUGAAUGCUAAAGUUACUUAUUUAGCAAUAUUAACUUACUUUUGUUCCAUUUAGUCUGUAUUUUAUAGGCUCUGGUGAGGUUUACUUAAUGUAGGAUUUCCAAAGGUACUGUUCAUUUGUAAAGGAACAUUAAAUUCCUUCAUGACGUGUGUGAAAUAUUGAUAUGUAUGGAUUUCAUAUUUUUCUCAUACAGUUGUUAUAACAUUGCUUCUGGGAGGCAUGUACUGAUAUGAAAUGUCAGUGCACUGCACACUGCAACUUAAGUGUAUUUUAUUUUACAUUUGUAACUAAUGUACAUACAUCUGUAGAGAAGUAAUUUACCAAAGCUGAUCUGUUAAAAGUUCUGGAAUACUCAUUGCAUAUAUCUGGACUGUUAAUGUAAAACUUUGGAUUGGAGCCCAUGGUUUCAAAUGCUUUUUUUUCUGUUCAAACAAACUGGUGUUAUAUAUUGAAUAUUGUUAGAAACUAACAUCAAUACACACAUGCUGUUGAGUAUUUCUUUUAUCAGAGACAGUAGAUUCAAUUCUGAGCAAAUUGUGUGAUGUAACAUGGGCUAUGCUAUUACUUUAUGAACUGCAGAUCCUUUAAAAGUGACUUGUAUGAUAUGUUUCUCCUGUAGAAGACAAAUCUUUAUUCUGCACUUUUAUGUGAUUUCUUGUUGGUGAAGGACUGAUAUGAUUGUUGAUGAAUAUGAGCUCAUGAGUAAUUUAUUUUUGAAAAUAAAUGUGUGACUGUGUUGUAUAGAUAAUAUUGAUGUAUGUGAGUGUUAAAAAGAAAGUGCAGUAACCUGAAGAA